Messenger RNA from Cherax quadricarinatus, 2598 nucleotides. Lineage: Eukaryota; Metazoa; Arthropoda; Malacostraca; Decapoda; Parastacidae. The record is from RefSeq and is a predicted model, not a curated record.
CCGAGCAAGAGGAAACGCUUUGGUGUAAACUGUUUGUACUCUGUGACUGUGACAAUGGCCUGGUAUUGGACAUAAUUAUAGGAACAAGAAGUGAAACACUGGAAGAUACCGAGAUGUUAUUGGGUAUCUCGGGUGACAGUGAGAACAAUGAUGGCACCAUAUCUUGGUCAUCCUUGUACCAGAGGAAGUCAGACUGAAAGAACAACACUGCAGGAUAUCCUUGUACAGGAAGAAUAUAACUUGUAGUUACAGUACUGCAAGUCAGACUGAAAGGAGCAACACUGCAGGAUAUCUUUGCACAGAAAAAUAUAACUUGUAGUUACAAUACUGCAAGUGACACUGAAAGGAACACUGCAGGAUAUCCUUGCACAGGAAGAAUAUAACUUAUAGUUACUACAAGGCACACUGAAAGGAACAGCACUGCAGGAUAUCCUUUAUUUACAGUGCCCACACCAGUGUCAUAAAGCUUAUUACUAGAGAACCGUUCCAUGGAGGAACUUUGCGGCUGGUGAAUAAAUGAAGUUCUGUGAUUCAUGGAAUCACCUCUCUUGUUUCCCGGGCACUAUUCAUCCCUUGGACAUUUAAAUGGUAAAUGUGUUUAGGGAACUAUGGGUGCACAGUGUAAAUAUUUAUAAAAAAAAAUUCUAGCAUAGCCGUUCAUAAUUCAUAUUGAAAAUUAGGUCAUUGUUCAGUAUGUCUAAAAUACUUGAAAAAGAAUGUGUGUAUGAAACACAAAAUGUGAUUCACCCAGAGAAUAAGAAAAAUAAAUAUUCACAGAGUUUGAAAGACUUCAGACGAAAAUCUCAGCCUCAAUCACCUGUGAAAAUUCAGAAUGGCAAAAAAGCACUUCAGUGUCUGGUGUGUGAAAAAUACUUUUUCAAAAAAUAUCAUCUAGUAUCACAUACAAAAAUUCAUACUGGUGAGAAACCUUAUCAGUGUUCUAAGUGUCUAAAAGCGUUCUCACACAAAUCUAGUUUAUCAAGGCAUGAGAGAAUUCACACAAAAGAAAAACCAUAUCAGUGUUCACAGUGUCUAAAAGACUUUGCUCAAAAAUAUGAUUUGAAAAAGCAUACAAGAAUUCAUACUAAAGAGAAACCAUAUCGAUGUUUGGAGUGUCUUAAGACCUUUUCUCAAAAAUCUGAUUUAAAAACACACAUGAGGUUUCAUACUAGAGAGAAACCCUUUCAGUGCUUAGCAUGUCUAAAAGCCUUUUCAGACAAAUCAAGUUUAUUAAAGCACAUAAGAAUUCACACUGGAGAGAAACCAUAUCGGUGCCCAGAGUGUCUAAAAGCCUUUUCGCAAAAAUCUAAUUUAAAUAACCAUAUGAGAAUUCAUACUGGAGAGAAACCAUAUCAGUGCUCAGAGUGUCUAAAAGCCUUUUCCAAAAAAAUAUAUUUAAUUAGCCAUAUGAGAAUUCAUACAGGAGAAAAACCAUAUCAAUGCCCAGAGUGUCUAAAAGCCUUUUCCCAAAAAUUUUAUUUAAAGAGUCACAUGAGAAUUCAUACUGGAGAGAAACCAUAUCAGUGUUCAGUGUGUCUAAAAGACUUUUCCCAAAAAAAUUAUUUAGUUAAGCACAUGAGAAUUCAUACUGGGGAAAAACCAUAUCAGUGUUCUGAUUGUCUGAAAGACUUUUCCCAAAAAUCUCAUUUGCUUACUCACAUGAGACGUCAUACUGCAGAGAAACCACAUUAGUGUUCGGUGUCUGAAAGACUUUUCCCAGAAAUCUCAGUUAACCCUUAAACUGUCCAAACGUAGAUCUACGUUUAUGUGUGUAGCGCUCCAACUUCGAUUUUCUCCAUUUGAAAGCAUGUAAAAAAAAAAAAUAACAUAGAUCUACAUUUGGACAGUUUAAGGGUUAAAAAAUAAAUGUUAUAGUUUAUAAUGUUCGGAAACCUUAUCAGAGUGUGUUAGUCUUUUCACAGAAAUCGUAUUUAAUAAAUUGCAAAAAUUUAUACCAGAUAAAAACCAUAGUGUUCAUUAUGUUUAGUGGACUUUAUCCCCCCCCAAAAAAAUACUUGAAUAAAACACCUAAAAUUUCAUACUGGAGAGAAACCAUAUCAGUGUUCAGAAUGAUAAAUUUGACAUGUGAAACACUUGUAUAUUUUUAUUGUGGAAAUAUUUCACCACACAGUAGCUUCAUCAGUUCACUACAAAGAAGAAUGAUGAAGAUCAGAAGGAAUUUGAGGUAAUGAGUCCCUCAGCUUGGAGUCUGUAUAGUCAUUUUAUUUAUUUAUUUAUUUAUUUAUUUAUUUAUUUGGACAUGAUACAUAGAUCCAUCAAUAUUGUGAAGAAUACAGCUUAUGUGCAAAGAAGAGGCGUAUAUUCUGCAGACAAAUGAGGUGAAGCAAUUGUAGGUGUUGUCAUCUUGGACAAAUCAUUAGAUGGAAGUAGGUUAUGCCUAUAGGUUAGGCAAGGGUAGAAUUCCCUGUAUCAAGAUCCCAAGAUGUUGCCGUGUCUGGCUGGGUCUUGAUACAGGGAAUUCUACACUUUCCUAACUCUAUAGGCAUAGCCUACUUCCACCUGUGGAUUUGUUCAAGGUGACACUGUCUACGACUGCCUCACCUUGCUUGUCUGCAGUAUACAAGCCCCUUCCUUGCA